AUGUCUUUCAUCACUUUGGACACGAAACCUACAGCGCAGAUCUGCUAUAACUUCUAUGAAGCUACCCCACAAGCGCAAUUGCUGGUGGUAUGCCUAAACGGGCUGGGUCUCCCACAAGAGUUUUGGGUUCCUGCAAUUACUAAGUUCAAGGAACUUCGUCAAGGAGCCACAUUACCUGCCAUCCUGACCUAUGAUCGCUUUGGUCAAGGCCAAACAGUUGAUCGAGAUCCUCAUGAUGCAAAUUCUCCAGAUCCUACCCACGGCCAUGACGCUACUGUUGUCAUACAAGAUCUGCGCCAGCUCAUUGUCCAAAUUGCCAAAGAUAAACUGGGAAUAUCAGACGUAGACACUCUACCUAUUGUCUUCAUGGCAAACUCCAUCGGAUGCGCGGUGGCUCGUCUCUACGCACAAGAAUACUCGGGCACUGUCACGGGUCUUCUAUUGUUAGAUAGCAUGCUGGCCAACACCGACUUCGUUUCAGUUUUCCCCGAUCCGGAUGACGAAAACUUCGACCCUAGUACACUCCCUCCUGGCGUUUCUGUAGAGGGCUUGCGCGGCACCCGGAUGGGAACACAGAAGAUAUUUCAUCCUGAUGUUGGGAAUAAGGAAGGCUUCAGCCGCAGAAACUUCCGUACUCUUCUACCUGCAAGUGAUGGUCCUGUUCUCAAAGGACCUGGUGACAGGGGACCCUUUCUGACAGUUGUUGGUCAUGAUUUUGAUACAUUUGCGGCAGAGUCAGCCAAGAUGGGCCCCCCAGAAGCUAUCACCAAUGCUUACCUCAACCCUUACUGGCAUAAAUACAAUGAAGACUUAGCCAAGAUAACUGAGGCGGCAAGAAGCAAGGGCCCACUAUUUUCCCCUCAUUCCGGCCACUUUGUUCAGCGGGACAACCCGGACUUUGUUGCCCAGGAACUGAACGAGUUGAUCUCAAAGAUUUUGGGGUAG
Molecule: messenger RNA, 945 nt
Organism: Penicillium angulare
Lineage: Eukaryota; Fungi; Ascomycota; Eurotiomycetes; Eurotiales; Aspergillaceae
Product: alpha/beta fold hydrolase
Exons: 1
Coding region: 1-945 (314 amino acids)
Source: RefSeq, a predicted model, not a curated record